UGAGGAGGAGGAGGAGAAAAAGGAGGAGGCGGAGGGAGGAGGAGGAGGAGGCCCCGUCGCGGCCUUCGCCGCCGCCAACGGGGCUGUCCCUGUGAGCUCCCGAUGGAGUUUGAGGCCGUGAAGCCGCCGCCGAGCUCUGCCGCGGCGAGACGAGGCGCCUCCGUCGCCGAGCCGCGCCGUCGCGGGGCUCCCGGGAGCGGCGCUUAGCGACCCCGCCCGGGCCCCCUCAGCUUACAAAACACUACACAGCAAAAUAAUGAUCUGCUAGACUGCUAACCCGAGCAUCCAGCUUCCACAAUGCCUGUGCAGGCAGCUCAGUGGACAGAGUUUCUGUCCUGUCCAAUCUGCUAUAAUGAAUUUGAUGAGAAUGUGCACAAACCCAUCAGUUUAGGUUGUUCACACACUGUUUGCAAGACCUGCCUGAAUAAACUUCACCGAAAAGCUUGUCCGUUUGACCAGACUGCCAUUAACACAGACAUUGAUGUGCUUCCUGUCAACUUUGCACUUCUCCAGUUAGUUGGAGCCCAGGUACCAGAUCAUCAGUCGAUAAAGUUAAGUAAUUUAGGUGAGAAUAAACACUAUGAGGUUGCAAAGAAAUGUGUUGAGGAUUUGGCACUCUACUUAAAACCAUUAAGUGGAGGGAAAGGUAUAGCUAGUUUGAACCAGAGCGCACUGAGCCGUCCAAUGCAAAGGAAACUGGUGACACUUGUAAACUGUCAGCUGGUGGAGGAAGAAGGCCGUGUCAGAGCCAUGCGAGCCGCCCGUUCACUUGGAGAAAGAACUGUAACAGAGCUGAUAUUACAGCAUCAGAACCCUCAGCAGCUGUCUGCCAAUCUGUGGGCUGCUGUCAGGGCUCGAGGAUGCCAGUUUCUAGGGCCAGCUAUGCAAGAAGAAGCCUUGAAGCUGGUAUUAUUGGCAUUAGAAGAUGGCUCUGCUCUCUCAAGGAAAGUUUUGGUACUUUUUGUUGUGCAAAGACUAGAGCCAAGAUUUCCUCAGGCAUCAAAAACAAGUAUUGGUCAUGUUGUACAACUACUCUAUAGAGCUUCUUGUUUUAAGGUUACCAAAAGGGAUGAAGACUCUUCCCUGAUGCAGUUAAAGGAAGAAUUUCGUAGCUAUGAGGCAUUACGCAGAGAACACGAUGCCCAGAUUGUUCAUAUUGCCAUGGAAGCAGGACUCCGAAUUUCACCUGAGCAGUGGUCCUCACUUUUAUAUGGUGACUUGGCCCAUAAGUCACAUAUGCAGUCUAUUAUUGAUAAGCUGCAGUCUCCAGAGUCAUUUGCAAAGAGUGUCCAAGAGUUGACAAUUGUUUUGCAACGAACAGGUGACCCAGCUAACUUAAAUAGACUGAGACCUCAUUUAGAGCUUCUUGCAAACAUAGAUCCCAAUCCAGAUGCUGUUUCACCAACUUGGGAGCAGCUAGAAAAUGCAAUGGUAGCUGUUAAAACAGUGGUUCAUGGUCUUGUGGACUUCAUACAGAAUUAUAGUAGAAAAGGCCACGAGGCGCCUCAGCCGCAACCAAACAGCAAAUACAAGACUAGCAUGUGCCGAGAUCUGCGCCAGCAAGGAGGAUGUCCUCGAGGAACAAACUGUACAUUUGCCCAUUCUCAGGAAGAACUUGAAAAGUAUCGAUUAAGGAAUAAAAAGAUCAAUGCGACUGUAAGAACAUUUCCUCUUCUAAAUAAAGUUGGUGUAAACAACACGGUUACAACCACAGCCGGAAAUGUCAUUUCUGUCAUAGGAAGUACUGAAACAACGGGGAAAAUUGUUCCAAGUUCAAAUGGAAUUUCAAGUGCAGAAAACAGUGCUUCCCAGCUGAUCCCACGUAGUACCGACAAUACGCUAAGAACUCUGGAAACUGUGAAGAAAGUGGGAAAGGUUGGCACCAAUGGUCAGAAUGCUGCGGGGCCCGCUGCAGAGUCUGUAACUGAAAAUAAAAUUGGUUCUCCACCCAAGACUCCUGUAAGUCAUGUGGCUGCUACCUCAGCUGGGCCCUCUAAUGUUGGAACAGAACUGAGUUCCGUGCCCCCCAAAUCCAGUGCAUUUCUAACGAGAGUACCAGUGUAUCCUCAGCAUUCUGAAAACAUUCAGUAUUUUCAAGAUCCAAGAACUCAGAUUCCCUUUGAAGUCCCACAGUACCCACAGACAGGAUACUACCCACCACCUCCAACGGUACCAGCUGGUGUGGCUCCCUGUGUUCCUCGCUUUGUGAGGUCCAAUAAUGUUCCAGAAUCCUCCCUCCCACCUGCUUCCAUGCCAUAUGCUGAUCAUUACAGUACAUUUUCCCCUCGAGAUCGAAUGAAUUCUUCUCCUUACCAACCUCCUCCUCCGCAGCCGUAUGGACCAGUUCCUCCAGUACCUUCUGGAAUGUAUGCUCCUGUAUAUGACAGCAGGCGCAUCUGGCGCCCACCUAUGUACCAACGAGAUGACAUUAUCAGAAGCAAUUCUUUACCUCCGAUGGAUGUGAUGCACUCAUCUGUCUAUCAGACAUCUUUGCGAGAAAGAUAUAACUCAUUGGAUAGCUAUUACUCAGUGGCUUGUCAGCCACCAAGUGAGCCGAGGACAACUGUGCCUUUACCAAGGGAACCUUGUGGUCAUUUGAAGACUAGUUGCGAAGAGCAGAUCAGAAGAAAGCCAGAUCAGUGGGCACAGUACCACACUCAGAAAGCUCCUGUCUCUUCAACUCUUCCUGUGGCAACACAGUCUCCAACACCACCUUCUCCUCUAUUCAGUGUAGACUUUCGCACGGAUUUCUCUGAGAGUGUGAGUGGUACAAAAUUUGAAGACGAUCAUCUUUCCCAUUAUUCUCCCUGGUCUUGUGGCACCAUAGGCUCCUGUAUAAAUGCUAUUGAUUCAGAACCCAAAGAUGUCAUUGCUAAUUCAAAUGCUGUGUUAAUGGACCUGGACAGUGGGGAUGUUAAGAGGAGAGUACAUUUAUUUGAAACUCAGAGAAGGACAAAAGAAGAAGACCCAAUAAUUCCUUUUAGUGAUGGACCCAUUAUUUCAAAAUGGGGUGCAAUUUCCAGAUCCUCCCGUACAGGUUACCAUACCACAGAUCCUGUCCAGGCUACUGCUUCCCAAGGAAGUGCAACUAAGCCCAUCAGUGUAUCAGAUUAUGUCCCUUACGUCAAUGCUGUUGAUUCAAGGUGGAGUUCGUGCAGCAGUGAGACCACGUCGUCAGUGCACCAUGUUGAACGGGACAGAUUCAUUGUUGCUGAUUUAUCUAGUCACAGAAAGCAUUCCAGCACUGGAGACCUCCUGAGCCUGGAACUUCAGCAGGCCAAGAGUAAUUCAUUACUUCUUCAGAGGGAGGCUAAUGCUCUGGCCAUGCAACAGAAGUGGAACUCCCUGGAUGAAGGCCGUCACCUUACAUUAAACCUUCUAAGCAAGGAAAUUGAACUGAGAAAUGGAGAGGUUCAGAGUGAUUAUACCGAGGACACAACAGAUACUAAACCCGACAGGGAUAUUGAACUAGAGCUUUCAGCACUUGACACUGAUGAACCAGAUGGACAGAGUGAACAAAUUGAAGAGAUCUUGGACAUGCAACUUGGUAUUAGUUCUCAGAAUGAUCAGUUGUUGAAUGGAACAGCAGUGGAAAACGGACAUCCAGCACAACAGCACCAGAAGGAGUCCCUGAAGCAGAAGAGACAGAGUUUAGGUGAAGACCCUGUGAUUCUGGAGGAGCAAAAAACAAUUCUGCCAGUAACGUCUUGCUUUAGCCAGCCACUCCCAGUGUCCGUCAGCAGUGCAGGCUGCCUGCCCAGCACCACAUCCGUCAGUGUGGGUAAUCUCAUUCUGAAAACUCAUGUGAUGUCUGAAGAUACAGCCGACUUUUUAAAACCUGUUGCAAAUGGGAAGAUGGUUAACAGCUGAGAGGAAGUUCAUCUUUUAAAUCUGUGACCACAUCAUGGAAGCAUUUACACUAGCUUUUUAUAUAUAUAAUAUAUAUUAUAUAAUGUAUAUUUUUUUUAAAAAAAAGAUAUUACUGGGGGCAUCCAUUUCCUGUGGACUCUUUGAUACUUCGAGCCCUCUUGCAUUAGCAUUAUGGAAAAAAAAAAAAAGAAAAUUUACUUUGCUAGGGUAACACGUUCACUUUCCAGAAAUGAUUGGAAUUUGGACAACAUUUAACUUAAGCUUCAAGCAGCUUUUUAUGAGUUUGUAGCAAUCCGGUGCAGUAACUGAGCCAUUUCCUAUUUUAAAUGGCUUCUAUAGAAAAUUAACAACUCAGUUAUUAAACUAGCAGGAUCCUACAAUGAUACAUCUAGUGAAAGUAGACUUAAUUAACUUAUUUAUUUCUAUUUUAUGUUUCACUGAGAAAUUUCCAUCUCAUUCCAGCUGCUUUAUUUAUCUUUUUCAUGGGACUUUGCAUGGAUUUUUUUUUUCAUUUUUUAUUUGAAGAGUGGAGUUAGGCAUUCUUACCAUAGAAUUUUACAGGGUUAUAUACUAGCUUUCUUUACUGCAUUGUAUGUAGGAGUGUGGUGCAGUGCUUUUAUCUGUAGCAUUGGAAUUUUUUUUUAAUUUUCCAUUUUUCAAGAAUAGUUUCUGCUUUGUUGAUAUUUAUACGCAGGCUACUUGUUGAAGUAAUUAAUUAAAAAUAUAACCAAGUGCCUAAGUCUUUCAGCUGAUGUACUAGAUAUUAAAUUCUCCUAAGUUAUGCAGAAUCGUUUUUACAAUUUUGAUAAAUUAUGCACUAAUGUAAUGGCAGAUUUUUAAAAUGCAGAUUUAAGCCUGUACAUUAUUGAAUCUGAUGACUUGGCAAAAGAAUCCGGUGCUUUGAGCUCUCUUGAGAAAACCCUGUCUGUAGCGUUUGCACUGACUAAUGAGAUGGGAUUGCUGGGUUUUUAAGUUAAACUAAUUAAUUUGGGUGUUCAUUGCAUUAUCUUGGUUAAAUAUUUUUUAGUGCUACUUCAUGUUGGGGUUUAAUUUUUCCUUUUUUUUUUUUUUUUUUUUUGCUAUUAGGUUGAUAAGACUAUGAACCAUGUAAUAGUAGAACAUUGGCUAGCAUUUAUUCAUACUAAACAUGAAUAAUUUCUGCCUUGCUAAAAUGUGACUGAAGUAGUUUUGACUUGACAGCGGAAAGUAUGCAGGAUAUUUAGCGAGCCAUUCCUCAGAUUUGUGGGAGAUAUUUUAUUGAAAUCUAAAUUUCAGUCAGCAUUUGAAACAAAACGCUGGGCAUUCCUUCCUGGUGAUCUUCCCUAUAGUUUGUCUUUUGUUUUUCCUCCAUUUCUUUCAGAUUAGUUUGACUUUUAUUAUUAUUUUUAAUUAACUUCUGUGAAGUUGUUUACUCUGAGAAUUGUACUGGAAUAUUUUAAGCCAAGCUGAUCUUUCACCAGGUGUACUGUAUGUAAGGGCUUUUCCUGCUAGCAAGAUGCUUAAACAGGAUCAUGUUAUUGGUCGUCUGAGCUAUUUAGUUGUUUUACAAAACCACAGCAUUGUAUCAGAUAAGAUUUUGAUAAACAGUUUUGUGCACAUUUCCAGGGGUGGGAGGGUUGACAUUUCCCUGAAAUUUCUUGAUCUGAAUGAGUAAAUACUGGUGUUUGAUACCUGUCUUAAUGAACAUGCUCAUAAGGUGACUGAUACGUUGUAAAUAUACCUGAGAAACAAAAGGGUAGUUUUGAUAUUCUGGUGUCAGUAUGGAAGAUCUUACACGUCUAUUUAAUACACAUACGGAGAUGUCUGUCUGCAGUGUAACAGCACAGUAGCCUUGACUUAGUUCUCCUUGGUUAGUACUGUACCGUUUUGCCAUGGCCAGUGCUCCUCAACCCUACAAAAAUAUUUUAUUUAUUUCACUCUGUAACCUGAGAUAAAUAAGAACAAGAGUUUUAAACCAUGUUACAUUAACUUAUUUCUGACAUUAUAAAUUAGAUAGGAUAUUACAGGAACAUGAUUGUUAUAUAAUUUAUAUCUGAACCUUUCUAUAAAUAUGUGCUUAUUACAUUUGAAAUGCUUCCAAUGUACUUUAUUUGCUGUUUGUAAUUCCCAAAAGGAUAUGCAAACCAGUCUGUCUAUUUCAUGGAUAUUUAAUAGUGAGAUCUUCCAUGUUGAAGGUAAUGUAUUUUUUUUUAAGAUUUUAAAAUUGCUAUUUUGUUACAAAAUAGAGACCUAUUAACAGUUUGAGAGCUCCUUAUGUGCCCUCAGGGAAAGAACCCUCUGUGCGACAGAACUACACCAAACAUCUUCAGCACGGGCUGAGGGUGGAUAUAUACUACAUAAAUUGAUCUUGUGUAUUUAACCUUACUUUUUAAUUUUAAAAUUGAAAUUUUGAAACUUGGUUGUGCUCUGCUGGAGGGGGUUGGGAUAAACGGCUUAGGUGUUUGCCUACUUGUCCAGUGAAAUUACAUUUGCAUCAGUGUACGUAUAAUACCUGCCAGCCUUAUUAGUAUGUCUCAAAACAUUAAUAUUAAAAUAGUGCUUGUCUUGCAGCAGGUGAUCCCAUAAAAUAACUCCUUGUUCUUACAACCUUACUCUCUUCCUCACUGACAACACAGGAAUUGAUUCUGUGCCGCAUCUCCAGAUAGACACCUUCUCUGUCACGGCGGGAAUGUGUAGUGAAAUCGUUGGUUUCCAGCCGCUUUAUCAGAGUGGUGGCCGCUGAGGUUAUAGAGGAAAAUGGUCUAGGUCACACUGAGGGCAUGCUUUUUUUAAAUGGAGAACGUUUUCUCUCCUCUGGCACCUUUCCUCAACACGUUGUGAUGCACACGUUUGGAAUCAAAGGCUGCAAAGCCACAAGGGAGAAAUCAGUGAUGCUGCUAAUCCAGUGUGCUGCCUGCGGCCUCAGCAGGGGGAAGGCUGGAGUCUGGAAAGCAGGGAAGUGGUCAUUUUUUUCCUUCUUUUGUUUUUGCUUUCCAAAUUCCAUUUCCCCUUCUUAUGUCCAUGUGCCUCAUUCAUGUACUGUGGAUGAAGUAUCAGUAGUCCCCUUUCUGGGCUCAGUUCAUGGUUUCUGGCAGUGUUGCGUCUGUUUGUUCCAGUUGCUGUCUGCACAAAUCAUACUCCUUAGCCUUUGCUGCCGGGGCUUAGUUUUAGUGCCAUGGGAUAAACCAGUGACUCAUGAACGUUGUGCAGUCUACUUUUCAUGAGAAGGUAGUUCAUUAGGCCUGUAGAGCUGUUCUUUCUCUCUCUCUCUCUCACUCACUCACUCUUUGUCCUUCUCUCUCUCCCUAUCUCUUACUAGCUAUUCAGUGUAGUAAGAGAAUAAAGGAACUCUCCCAUACUAGAGCUGAGAUUUUCCAUCGUGUGGCCCCACUCACUCACUCUCAGAUGUCCUGCUGAUACUAAGUAUGUGAAGUCCACUGCAAUUUUAUAUGCUGCCUUGAAAAAUUCCAGAUGCAAAACAAUUUGUAGGAAUUUAAGAUCAGAUCAUUUAACAUUUAGUUAGCUUUUGCAUUUUAAAUGAUAAAGCCUGUAUCAUCUCGUUAAAAGGGGUGGAAUUUGUAAAAAUCAGAUUUCAGCAUCUGAGUUCACCUUUGAAUUCUGAGUAUUCCUUCACUAUCAGAGUCACUCUGCUGACUGCCACCAACAAUGGUAACCAGCUACUAAAAGGAUAAGGCGUAUUGCGACUUUGAUUUCAUUUCCUAGAAGAACUUUCCUUGUGCUUUAGUGAAUGAAGAGUGUUGAUGGGAUCACUUCCUGUAAUUCCUUCUCCGUAAGGACCCCUCUGCAAGCAGAACACAAGCGAACAUGCUCAAAGAGUAUCCCGUUUUCUGGAUAAAUUGAUUCCUUACACUAGCGGUUUCUUUGUAUCUCUUUGCUGGCAAGGGGAUACAAGGAGUCAAUGCCACAGAUGAAAACACCCCACAUUCAAGUGGAGGCUUAUUUUUACUCCAAGAGCAUUUAAUCCCCCAAAGUCCAAAAUUGGCAGUCGUUUUUUUUUUUUUCUUUUUUUGAAAAUAAAUGAAAAAAAAAAAUCCCCGGACCAGUGAAACAGACACUGGCUGCACUUAAUACUGCCAAAAGCCAAGGUCAUUUGCACAUAUUCCAUCCACCUGUCAGGAAUUAGGCCUCACUUUAUAACCCAAGGCAUGGGAGUGCAUGCAUCCUCUUAGCUGGGCAAACAAUUAUACUGUAGUUGUGAUACAACACAUGUGGCUUUUAUUUGUACUGCACAUAUCCACUGUACAGCCACUUGGGAGUAUCGUGGUUAGCUUGCAGCAACUGCUGUCUGCAUCUAUACUGUUUAUUGCAUAUUCUUUUCCCUGGAAGUGAAAGAAAAAUGUUUUUCUUGUUGCAUUGACUACAUUUUAUAAAUUUGCUUAGCUGGAAAGUUUGGGAAAAGAGGCCUGUUUGUCAAUUGUACAACCGAUUGUGAAGCUCUGGUGUGAAUAUUUUUACGUCUGUAUUAGACAUUUUCUUUGCAAAUCUAUUGUUCGAUUGAAAUGUAAAUGAAAUUAAAGAUGGUGUACACCCAUCAUGUAAAAAGCAGGCACCAUCUCUAAGAUGGAUUUAAUGCUCAUUUUUAAGGCAUAUACUCAGCUUCUAUUUAAAACUAUAAUUUAAAAUAAUUCUGUACAAUGAAAUGGGGAAUAUAUAUGGGAAUAAAUUCUAUUCCAUUUAUUUCAAUUUGAAUUUCCAAAUUGUAAUGUUUCCCUUUGUGCUAUAGGAGUAGGAUUAAAAUGGGGGAAGGCUGGGACUCAUAAGGCCUAUAUAUGGGGGGAGGGCAGAGACGGAACAAUGAGGGUUGUGAUGAUAGUGAAUAGCAAAGAGUGAUUCUGUGUGUUGUUGCUGUAGCACUGAAGUGAAGAGAUGUUAGCUUUGGCUGUUCACAAAAUAGAGCAUCAUGAUUUUCAGUGUUUGAGAGAAAAUUGAUGGAAAAAGUUUGCAGUACUUGACAUGUAUUUGCAUGCACAAAAUAAAAUUAUUUGUCCACCUUGAAA
Messenger RNA from Ochotona curzoniae (black-lipped pika), 8867 nucleotides. It is a transcript of the gene RC3H2, whose product is annotated as ring finger and CCCH-type domains 2. The record is from RefSeq and is a predicted model, not a curated record. The transcript has 22 exons. Gene Ontology annotation, molecular function: metal ion binding. The coding region runs from base 298 to 3870 and encodes 1190 amino acids. Lineage: Eukaryota; Metazoa; Chordata; Mammalia; Lagomorpha; Ochotonidae.